UUGUAAACAAUCGACGUCACUAACGCAGGAGAAAAUUUUUUAGUACGUCGCGAGUAUAAGGUACAAUAAAUGCAAUAAAAGGGCAGCUGGCGAGGAUUGGAACGCUUGAAAGCAGUCAACCGCAAAGGGGCCAGCAUCCGAGGCAGUGAAUCCGUGGACUUGCGAUUACGGCGAACCAAAGGUGGACAAACCAAGUUUUCAUCCGCACACGGACACGGCGUAGACACACACAGGCGCACGCAGCCCGUGCCCAUCGAUGAAAUAACAUACAUAACGAACGUAUACCGAAAAUACACAAGUUACGGGAAACACGAGUGUCGCAAAUCGACGGAUAAGCGUAAUACGGAGAGCGGAUCGUCCGGGCCACAAAGAUGUCGGACAUUAUGAACAUCGACAGCAUUAUCUCGCGUCUGCUAGAGGUGCGCGGUGCCCGUCCGGGAAAGAAUGUGCAGCUAUCAGAAAGCGAGAUUCGCAGCCUGUGCCUCAAGUCCCGCGAGAUAUUUCUGUCGCAGCCCAUCCUCCUGGAGUUGGAGGCGCCGCUGAAAAUCUGCGGUGACAUACACGGACAAUACUAUGACCUCUUGCGGCUGUUCGAGUACGGCGGCUUUCCGCCGGAGUCGAACUACCUGUUCCUGGGCGACUACGUCGAUCGCGGCAAGCAGUCCCUGGAAACGAUAUGCCUGCUGCUGGCCUACAAGAUCAAGUACUCGGAGAACUUUUUCUUGCUGCGCGGCAACCACGAGUGCGCCAGCAUCAACAGGAUUUACGGGUUCUAUGACGAAUGCAAGCGUCGCUACACCAUCAAGCUGUGGAAAACGUUCACGGACUGCUUCAACUGCCUGCCGGUGGCCGCCAUCGUAGAUGAGAAGAUUUUCUGCUGCCACGGCGGCCUGAGUCCAGAUCUGUCCUCCAUGGAGCAGAUCAGACGCAUCAUGCGUCCCACAGACGUGCCCGAUCAGGGCUUGCUGUGCGAUCUGCUGUGGUCCGAUCCGGAUAAAGACACCAUGGGGUGGGGCGAGAACGAUCGCGGUGUAAGCUUCACAUUCGGAGCUGAGGUUGUGGGUAAAUUUUUACAGAAGCACGAAUUUGACCUGAUCUGUCGGGCCCAUCAGGUGGUAGAGGAUGGCUACGAGUUUUUCGCCAAACGUCAGUUGGUGACGCUCUUCUCGGCGCCCAACUAUUGCGGGGAGUUUGACAAUGCGGGUGCCAUGAUGUCCGUGGACGACACAUUGAUGUGCUCCUUCCAGAUAUUGAAACCCGCCGACAAGCGACGAUUCGUUUAUCCCAACUUUGGCAGCUCAGGACGUCCUUUGACACCGCCACGCGGAGCCAACAAUAAAAACAAGAAAAAAUAAACGCUGCACACCUCAAACAAUGCACAACAACAGCAACUACAAACGGCCACACACCCACACAAAAAUAGGGAAAAUGGAAAGGAGAAUCCGUGUCCACAUCCGACGGAAAGCGCAGAAAGUUUGUUUUUAUCGAAUACGUGUAAUCGAAUCGUGAGCAACGUUAUAUGGGGUAUAUGAAUCUUUACAAAUUAGCCUAUUUUUCAUUUGAAAAAAGAAAAAAAAAUCAAGAAACGGAAAACGAAAUGAAAUGAAAUCAACAAAAACAAAACACAAAUCGAGACACUUUAGUUCAAACUAAUGGUAGUGUAAGACACUGCAUAAGCAAGAAUAUUUUAUCUCCUAAUGUAUUAAUUUUGUUAUAGUUUUUCCUUGCGCAAAGCCCACACAAAUACACACACACAUGCUUAGAUCGACCGUACAGUAGGUACGAACAGUGCACGCACCGGUUGUAUUUUUAUUUGCAUUUUUAUCUCGCACAGCAUUUUAUUUAAGCCUUCUUCGGCGGCACUUUAAAAAGUCUUUGGCAAUGGUCUAAAACCGCUCCUCUGUUCUUCCUCUUUAUUUGCGUGUCUAAAAGAAUAUUAGCAAAUGGUAAAAAUGUUAACUUUUACGUUAAUUAAACUGUACGAGAAUGCUUUUAAAUGUGUGUUGAGCUAACUACAUAUUACAUAUGUAUUCGAAGCACGAUUUAUUUUUGUAAUAUUGUCUUAGAAAUUUUACAUCGAUACAUGUUUACUUAGUUUUAAAGUGAGGAAAGCAAUUUUAGUUGCAAGCUACAUAAGUUUGAAUUGUUUACACCAAAAAUAUUAAAAUAAACAAAUAUUGUGUAUA
Messenger RNA from Drosophila ficusphila, 2186 nucleotides. RefSeq names its product serine/threonine-protein phosphatase alpha-1 isoform (gene Pp1alpha-96A). The transcript has 5 exons. The record is from RefSeq and is a predicted model, not a curated record. Gene Ontology annotation, molecular function: protein serine/threonine phosphatase activity. The coding region runs from base 372 to 1355 and encodes 327 amino acids. Gene Ontology annotation, cellular component: nucleus; cytoplasm. Lineage: Eukaryota; Metazoa; Arthropoda; Insecta; Diptera; Drosophilidae.